Messenger RNA from Suillus fuscotomentosus, 1513 nucleotides. RefSeq lists its product as uncharacterized. The transcript is spliced from 7 exons. Bases 40 to 1434 code for a protein of 464 amino acids. The record is from RefSeq and is a predicted model, not a curated record. Lineage: Eukaryota; Fungi; Basidiomycota; Agaricomycetes; Boletales; Suillaceae.
AGUACACUGCCACUACCGCCUGUUCCGCUGCUACUACAUAUGACCUUUGAUGACAUCCCUCUCGAACUACUGCCUAUAAUCUUUGAUUCCAUAGUCAGAGCCCAACAUCUUGCAUUCUUAUGUUUGGUCAAUAAGUCAUUUAACGAGUUUGCCAUCCAAAGGCUUUACCGGCGCGUUUACAUAUACGCAUGGCAUACAAAGGCCAAGUCAAAGGUCGUUCUGCUGUUUCAGACACUUUCAAAUUGUCCUCGUCUUGCACGUUACGUUUCACGUCUCGAGAUAAGAGCCUUCCCAAAGGCACUCCCUUCUUCGUCCUACAGCGACCUCCUAGAUAUUUGCACAAGAGGAAUACGGAAUUGUGUCAACCUGAGAUCGUGUGCCUGGACUCGAGAUGGCUCGUUGGAAUCGGCGAUUCUCUUGGCUCUCCAGCAAUGCCCCCAACUUGAAGAACUCGAGAUCAACGGAAAGGACAACGGAUAUUAUGAUCCUAACAUACUUACACGAUUCUCCAAACUGUCUAGAAUAUCACUCAUAAUGCCGAGCGCGCAAGUUAUUGAAAUUCUUCCCUCCUGGAUAUCCGCUACAGGUCCAACCCUUCGUAACCUUACUAUGAUCUGUCAGACAUCGAGUCUAAUCACCGAUACCUUACUGGAAUCUCUCGCUCCUAGCAUGACCGAACUGGAUCAAUUAUCAAUUAUUGGAUGUCCAAAGGUGACACACAGAGGCAUUGGUGAAAUUGUAUCAACCAAUCAUAAUGGCCUCACCAGUAUCGGACUCGAGAGGCUUUCCCCAGCAUUUGGUAUGACCAGCUUCAACCGCAUCUGCAAGGAGCACCAGGCGUUUAGGCGUCUCAGAUCAAUCACCUUGGCGGUUCAUAUUGAGACACCCUUUCAGACAUGGACGGAUGACGUAACGGAACUGCUAUCCACUGCGCCAUUAGAAAUAUUACAAGUUUAUGCUACGACGCCAACCGCUAAAGUGGUUGUCCCGGACAAUUUUUGGAAAACCAUUGUCACGAUGCAUGGGUCGCGCCUCAAGCGAUUUUCUAUUGACCGGAUGACAAUUAGUUUGGGUGCAUUACACGACAUAUGUUCUCGAUGCUCCGUUUUAGAGCAACUGUUUGUCGUCACCACGCGGCACAAUUUGGAUGAUGUGUCCAGUUGUUUUGCUGCUGCUCGUAACCUCCGCGCGAUUCAUGUCAACUUUUAUCGUGAAGCGGAUGAAACAGAAGAGCGGUCCAUGAUGAAUGAUGCUUUGCGUAUCGUCCGACAAUGCCCUGCAACAGUGACGCAGAUUGGAUGCGAUACAAGGGUUUGGAAUGUACGACGCGAGGUGCGGAUGAACGACAAGGCUGAAUUAUACACCGUACCUACCCUCACUCGUUAUGAGAAUCCGGAUAUACCGGAACAAUUUCUUGUCGCCCGAGGGGCGUAAAUAAACUGCCUAUGUGUUCACCUACCAGAUGAAAAGGAUGCUCAUGAACUACUUUGAAUUUAACAUUGGUAUACAAAUA